AAACAGUCAUCACGAGAAAAGGAUAGUCGUAGAGAAGAAAUAGAAAUUCGGAAACGAUUUUCCACUGUAGUAAAUAAAAUUUUAGUAUUUGAAGUCAUCUUCUCAGAAAUUCAAAUUAAAGCAAGUUACAAAAAUAUUUUCAAUUUAUUUUACUCUGAUUAAAUUUGAAUGUUUUCGAAUGAAUUAUGUUUAUUUGAAAAAUAAAAUGUAAUUCAUCGACUAUUCUUUGUUUCAUCUUAACGUAAUUUACAUAAUAUUAAGUAAAUAUAUAUUGAGUUUUUCUGUAAGCACCUAAUGUAAAACUUCAAAUUGCAUUUUUUCAAAGAAUAAUUUGAUUAUAAAGUGGCUGCAAGAAAUGCAUGUGGGUGAAGACAAAUUAAAAAUGUUUUAAGACAGUUUCCAUUUCAGGACAAGACUAUCAUGGCUAAGAAAUUGGAGAGCCAAACAUCUUUAACUUCUUUUGCACCAUUAAGUCCCGAAUCAAAAUCACAAUCAUUUUCCAUACGUAAUAUAUUUUUCAGGAGCAAAGAAAAAUCUACAACCUUUGAAAAGAAAACUCAGGAUAAAUCUGCUGAAGGGUCUCCUGAAACUUCUCCCACUUCUGAACCUUAUUAUAUUACUGAUGAAUCCAAUUUUUCAAAUAAAUCUCCUGAAAUAUCUGCUGAGGAAAAUCGUGGCAUGGCAGGUAUUUUAGGGAAAAUAGUGGACAAUAUUAUUGACAAGAAGAAAAAGGGUCUUCAAAGUUAUAAAGACAGCGAUUUUAAACAACAUUGGAUGCGUGACAGCAACUGUAAAGAAUGCUACGACUGUGGCGAAAAGUUCACAACUUUCAGAAGAAGGCAUCACUGUCGUGUUUGCGGCCAAAUCUUUUGUUGGCGCUGCUGUAGUCAAGAAAUUGCUGGUGAUCUAAUUGGUUAUACUGAAGAUCUCCGUGUGUGUUCCUACUGCUGCAAGAUGGUUCUUUCAUGUGUGCGGUCUUUAGAUACCAAUAUGUGUGCUUAUGAAGAGGGACAAGCUUUUCAAGAAAGUCAGCCGAAGAAGAUUAGAUUUGAAUCCCAACCAGAAACUGCCCCAAGUCCAAAACAAAGUAUCAUUUCUCCUGCUAGAAGGAAAAGCUCUGUUAUUGGAUUUCGGGAGGAAGACAUUGCGAGAGCAAAAUCUUUUCGAACUGCUAUAACAAAUAUGCCCAUUAGAGAACGUCCUCAAAAAAUUGAAGGUCCUAUUCAGGAUAGAACACAUUUGAAAGAAAUCAUGCAAGAUUUACUUAAUACUGUUCAAAGUGUGUCUUUAUGGAAACAAGAAUAUAAAGAUCACCAUACAAAAGUUGUCCUUGGGUGUGACAUUGUCGACUGGCUUGUUGAUCAUAAUGUCAGUUUAUCACGAACAGAUGCUGUGAGUAUGGGACAGGCUUUUAUAAAUGCUGGAUUAUUAGAAUGCAUAAUGCCACAAAAUAUGAAUUUCAUGGAUGAGAAAGUUCUUUACAAACCUUUAGAAAUACCUCCUUUUGAGACUGCUUGUCGCACUGAACAUACUAAUGAGAUUCAAGAAAGUUUAGAGCCAUUGUGGGUGAAAGAGAUUCAAACUACUGAUUCUUUUGCUUUCAAAGAUAACUCCAAGGAGAGCUCUAUAACACCUGUAUCUCCUAAUACCCCAAGAAUCACUGGGAGUUACUCAAGAUUAUCAUCUUCGAGUUCUACAUUCUAUCUUGAUUUAGAUGUAAAAGAAUCAAAAGUUAGUAUAUUCAAGUCACAAAAUGAAUCUGAUAAAAGCCCCAUAUUAAAACAAGAUGCUGAAAUUUCUGGAUCAGACUGUAAAGAAGAAGAAAAUGUGUUCUACAAUUCAAAGGUGUUAGAAAAGUACAUGCAUGAUCAGUUUGAUGAUGACUAUAAAACUGCUUUUGCUGAAGAAGACUUAGAUACUUCAAUUACUAAAUCAGCUAUUUCUUCAAAAAACUGGCAGUGUGCCCAGCUUAAGGAUGAUAAUAUGGAAAAAAUUACCUUCGAAAAAUUGAAUGAAACAUACAUAAAACACGAACAAACUCUUUUGAAUCAGCUUCUCAGCAAUGAAUCUCUUUCAUUAUGUUGGUCUGAUGUAGUUCUACCCAUAAUUCAUAGAGUUGUUAACUCAGUUCAUCCAGAUGUCAAAAAUGAUGCCGAUGACAUGGAUAUUAGACAAUAUGUGCAAUUUAAAAAAAUUCCUGGAGGAAACAAGUCAGAAAGUACUAUUAUUAGUGGUAUUGUUUUCUCUAAGACAGUUGCUCAUAAAAAGAUGAGACAAAGAAUUGACAAGCCAACUGUUUUACUUCUGAGCUCCUCUAUAUCUUAUCAAAGGGUUGAAAAUAAACUAUCAUCUUUAGAUCCUAUUCUGAUGCAGGAAAAUGAAUACUUAAAAAAUAUUAUUGGAAAAUUGACUGUUUUCAAACCUGAUAUAUUAUUAGCUGAAAAAACAGUAUCUCGCUUAGCUCAAGAAAUGCUAUUGGGGCUUGGUGUUACUGUUGCAUUAAAUGUCAAGCCAUCUGUUAUGGAAAGAGUUGCAAGAGGCACCCAAGCUGCAAUUGUAUCAACAGUGGAUGCUCACCUUGGCAGACCGCAACUUGGAACAUGUGAACAAUUUAAAGUGAAGACAUACUCACUCUCUGGAGCUAAGUUCAAAACCUUGAUGUUUUUUGAUGGGUGUCCAGAAAACUUGGGAUGUACUAUAUUAUUGCGAGGUGGAUCUGCAAAUGAGCUGAGAAAAGUUAAACAAGUGGUCCAGUUCAUGAUUUAUGUUGCUUACAACUGGCAACUGGAGCGCUCAUUUUUGAUGGAUGAAUUUGCUUUUGUUCCUUCUUUAAUACAAGAGCAGAUAGAUACACCUGAGGAUGAACCAAUAAGCGCAGAGGAAAUAAAUACAGAAAAUGUUAUUUCUUCCAAGGAUGUUUUAGAGAAUGGCAAUGUUACUCUAAACCAGAAGCAGCUUAAUAGAAGGAGUAAAUUUGAUGAAUUGGGUAAAAAACUAGAAACUGAAUCGAUAAGCGACUUUAGUGAUCCCCUUCAUUCUUACCUGCACUCAGAAAGUGACACAUUUCAGCCUGAACCUGUGGAUGACUUGAAAGUAAAUGUUCUACCCACUACAAACACAUUCAGCAAACUUUUGGAUGAUGUGAUUUUAUGCAUAUCUCUGAAUGUCAAAUUGAGCGUUCCGUUUCUGGAAGGCGAAACCGGUAAAAAGUGUGGGCUAAGGAAAUUUUUCCCUCAAGAGAUUUACUGGUCUCGGCAUUUCGCGAAAGACAGUGAUAUGAGUAUACUGCACCAAAUUGAUACCCCAGCGUCUGAUUUAGAGGAAGAAAUUUCUGGAAUAAAAAGCAUUAUAAAUAGUAAAAAUGUGGAAUUAUUAUCUAGUCAUAAAUUUAUAGGUGUUAAAAUAACUGAUAUGUUAAGUGCAUCUCUUGAUAUACAAGCACUUUUAGCGGAUUUUCGAGCUAGAGGUGGAAUGAUCAAGUUUUUAUGUCCUCAUGAACGCUUGGCAAAAGAAAAGGAAAAGAAGGCGACAAAUUCUCAUCAGAAUACUGCACGUGAACAUUCCAAAUCUUUAGAAACUAAUAAUAGUGGUCUGUGCUGGGAAAAAAAGGUUGAUGCUUUGGAUCCUUGUAACCAUCAAACAAUAUCUGUUCUUUUCUCAAGUUAUUCAUGCAGCUCAGAUAAUGCGCCUAAUUACUGUGUCAAUCCCUGGGUUGUGAAAAUGGAAUUUUAUGGAGCAAAUGAUAUUACACUUGGUGGAUUUCUUGAUCGAUAUUGUUUCAGGUCAUCCUAUAUCUGCCCCAGCCCAACUUGUGUUACACCAAUGACAGAGCAUGUACGCAAAUUUGUGCAUGGCUCAGGCUGUGUUCAUAUCCUAUUACAUGCCUUAGAUGCUGGGGUUCAUUCAAUGUCCACUGAAAAUAACAUUUUUAUGUGGAGCUGGUGCCAAAUCUGCAAAACAGCAACACCAGUUGUAUCUAUGUCCCAAGAUACAUGGUCAUUCUCUUUUGCUAAAUACUUAGAACUGAAGUUUUAUGCAGAAGAUUAUCAAAGAAGAGGGUUGAGUGAAUCUUGUUCUCAUUCUUUGCAACAUGAUCAUUAUCAGUAUUUUGCCCAAAAUCAAUUGGUUGCCAUAUUUAAGUACACCCCCGUUCUUAUUUGGGAGAUUAUUUUUCCAGCUUUUGUAAUUAAUGUAAACGACAAAGCUAUUCCAUUGAAUCACCUUGUAGAACAACUGAAAAUAAUAUCUAUUAAGGGACAUGGUAUUAACAGUGAUCUUCACACUCUUUUGCAUGCACUGCUGACUGAGUAUAAUGACACUACUUCUGAAGAUUUUGUAGAUGAUUUGAUAAACAUUCUAAAGCUAGAAUCUCUUCCCUUUCGAGAAAAAAUUGAAGAUAUCCAAUUGCGUCUUACUUCACCCACUAUUGAAAGUAUGCAGUUGAAAUCUAAUGAAGACAUUGAAUCUCGAAAAGAAGUAUGCCAAUGGAUGUGGAAUAUUGAAGAUCAACUUAUAUUAUUAAAAUGUCAUAUCGCAAAUGUAGUACAAACAUGGAACAACAGGAUACAAGAAUUCAUAUCUGCAAGGAAAAAAGAACAAAAAUUGCAAGCAAAGCUUACUCAACAGUCUAGUAAAAUUUCUGAAGAUGGAUCAGUUAUUAAAAGCUCUGACUAUUCUGCUGAUGAAGAUGUUUUUAACUCUACAGUGCUAAGUGUAAAUAGUGGCCGAGAGACGGAUUUGGGAAAGAUAAAUAGUGUUUUAGCAUCAUUUUCAAAAUUUGAAUCAGAAAAGACUAAAAAAUAUGCGGAGAUGUUUGGAAAAGGUGUAUUAAAAAAACUAUCUUCCAGCUCUCGUUCAUAUUCCUGGGUUGAUUUAACAGAGUAUGAAAUGCAAACAGUUAAUAUGUCAAAGCUAAAGAAAGAUCGAGCUGACAGUGAACCUGAUUUGCUUGUUUUUCAUUGUAAACGUUUUAACAAUACGCUUUUUGAAAGAGAAAGGAAACUCUCAAGUUAUGACACAAGUUUUGUUUAUCAUGGGACUCCUGGCAUAUCAGCUGGAUUGAAUGCUUCUUUAGAGGAUUAUGAUACUUAUGUGGUUUUAAAAGAAAAAUUUGAAGAGGAAUCGCCUUUACCUGUAACACCUAGGCAUCAUGUUCGAUCUAAAUCAGAUGUUGACAGCACAACUCCACAGAGCAAUCAAAGCUUGAAGUUUACUCCAGAAAAACAAAUUUCUGUUGAUGGAGCUAAACCUGAAAAACGAGAAAGAAGUGUUAAAACUAUGUUAUCUCAGUUUUUGAAUAGUUCUUCAUUCACUCCGAUUGAAAGCCCUUUCUCUCCAUUGGAACAUUUGCUGUUACCUACGCCUAAGUUACCUAUUGUUGUCCAUGAAGAAGAGCCUAGUUCUGUAAUCGCUUAUGCCUUAGCAACUGAUGAUUAUGAUCAAAAACUUCAAGAAUUGAAACUCAAUUUAAAUACUUUGAAUGUAUCACAAAAAGAUAGCUUGACAUCUAGUCCUUUAUUAAAACAUAGACAAAUUUCAAAGAUGCAAAGUGAUGUUUCUCUGAAAUCUGAGGGUGGUCAGCUUAGCAGCGAGGACACCUUUGAUUUCUCUCUGGAUUCAACUGACAAAACACACUUGAAAACUGCCGGUAAAACAUCAACUUUGCACCUUGAGAUCCAAUUUUCUGAUAAUACAACUAAGUUUUACUGCAGGGUUUAUUAUGCUGAACAAUUUAGGAAACUCAGAAGCCUGAUCUUUACUGAAGGUGAAGAGCGUUUUAUACGUUCAUUAUCUCAUUGUGUGCAGUGGAUUGCUAGAGGUGGAAAAUCAGGAUCAAUGUUUUGCAAAACUCAUGAUGAUCGUUUUAUUCUGAAACAAAUGCCCAGAUUAGAAUUGCAAUCAUUUAUGGACUUGGCGCCAUCUUAUUUCCAGUACUUAAAUAAAGCCUAUUUAGAGCAGAAACCUACUUUGCUGGCUAAAAUUGUUGGAAUCUAUAGGAUAGGUUUCAAAAAUACUACAACCAAUUCAGCCACAAAAAUGGAUCUUCUAGUUAUGGAAAAUUUGUUUUAUCAGCGAACCAUUACAAAGAAAUAUGACUUGAAAGGAAGCAUCCGCAACAGGCUAGUCAAUACAAGUGGUGUAGAAGAGGAUGUUGUCCUUUUAGAUGAAAAUCUUUUAAAAAUAAACUGUGAUAACCCCUUUUAUAUCAGACCUCAUUCCAAAACAAUCCUGACAUUGGCUAUCAGUAAUGACACGCAAUUUCUUUUGGAACAAUCAGUGAUGGAUUACUCAUUGUUGGUUGGUUUAGAUGAAGAAAGAGGACAACUCAUUGUUGGAAUUAUAGAUUAUAUUCGAACUUUUACCUGGGACAAAAAAGUAGAGAUGCUGAUUAAAUCUUCAGGAAUUCUGGGAGGACAUGGAAAAAUGCCUACAGUUGUAUCUCCUGAGCUUUAUAAAAUUCGAUUCUGUGAAGCCAUGGACAGUUAUUUCCUAUGGGUUCCAGACCGCUGGACUGGCUUAGGAAAAGGUGUUGAUGGAUAAAAAUAUAUAUUUAUUCUACAAAUUAUUAGUGAUAUUUUAACAUUCUCCUGUAUAUAGACAUCAAAUUUUAUAAUUAUUGAUAUUUAAAAUAAAUUAUUUAUAUAUUUUUAAAACCAAAGCUAAA
Molecule: messenger RNA, 6664 nt
Organism: Parasteatoda tepidariorum (common house spider)
Lineage: Eukaryota; Metazoa; Arthropoda; Arachnida; Araneae; Theridiidae
Gene: fab1
Product: 1-phosphatidylinositol 3-phosphate 5-kinase fab1
Biological process (GO): melanosome organization; neutrophil chemotaxis; intracellular signal transduction
Cellular component (GO): vesicle membrane; cytoplasmic vesicle
Molecular function (GO): ATP binding; 1-phosphatidylinositol-5-kinase activity; metal ion binding
Source: RefSeq, a predicted model, not a curated record